Messenger RNA from Astrephomene gubernaculifera, 2261 nucleotides. The record is from the annotation of a GenBank genome assembly. Lineage: Eukaryota; Viridiplantae; Chlorophyta; Chlorophyceae; Chlamydomonadales; Astrephomenaceae.
GUGUGUACCUCGGCUACUUCGGUUGUUUUGAAGGAUGAGUUCCAUGCCAUGUCAUCUUCCUUGACCCUGUGGAACACCAACUAAAUAGAGACGCAGCAGACUUUGCAACUAACAUAAGCUAGCCGCGUAUCAUAGUAUUCUUACGGCCAAAGAAACAUGGGCAAGAACGACUUCUUAACGCCUAAGGCGAUUGCCAAUAGGAUUAAGUCGAAGGGGCUUCAAAAGCUGCGAUGGUACUGCCAACUCUGCCAAAAGCAAUGCCGCGACGAGAAUGGAUUCAAGUGUCACCAGACCAGCGAGGGCCACAAACGCCAGAUGGAACUGUUCGGCAUGAAUGCGCACCGUGUUGUGGAGGGCUACUCAGAGGAGUUUGAAAGUGCCUUCAUGGAGCACCUGCGUCGUGCCCACCCUUUCUCCCGCGUGCUUGCUAAGAACGUGUACAACGAGUACAUCACGGACCGCCACCACGUGCACAUGAACUCCACACGCUGGCUCACCCUCACCGAGUUCGUCAAGUACCUGGGCAAGAGCGGUCAGUGCAAGGUGGAGGAGACGGAGAAGGGCUGGUACAUCACCCUCAUACACAAGGACCCCAAGAUGCAGCUGGAGGAGGAGCGGCGCAACAAGCGGUCCGAGGUGGAGCGGGAGGAGGAGGAGCGGCACAUGGCGGCACUGCAGGAGCAGAUCGAGCGCGCCAAGCGCGCCCGGCUUGAGAAGGGCGAGCCGCUGAGUGAGGAGGAGGAGGACGAGGAGGCGCACUGCCUGCAGAGAGACGAGACGGAGGGCCCCAUCAAGCUCAGCCUCGCCGCACCUCAGCCGGCAGCAGCGGCCGCAGCAGCAGCAGUUGCAGGCGGGGCAGGGACGUCAGGAGGGGCAGUCGCGGCGGGGCUGGGGCGGCUGGGGGCCGCAGCGGCCCGGGGGCUCCCUACGGCGGCUCCCGUCAGCGUGUUUGGAGACGAUGAGGAUGGGGAAGCAGGUGGUGGUGGUGGUGGCAGACCCACGGGUCAUGGCGGGCCAACACACAAGCGCAGCAAGCUGGACGAGCUCAUGCAGGCGGAGCUGCGCGCCAAGUCCAACGCGGCGGCCUCCUCCUCCUCCGCGGCACCCGAGGGGGGCAAGCGACUGGACUACUGGCUGGCUCCCGGCAUCGUGGUCAAGGUGCUCGCCAAGGAGCUCAAGGAGCAUGGGUACUACAAACAAAAGGGUGUGGUGGAGCGGGUGGUGGAGCGCUACGUGGCCGAGGUGGCCAUGCUGGGGGACGGCGCGGUGGUGAGGGUGGACCAGGCGCAGCUGGAGACCGUCAUUCCCUCGCCCGGGGGGGCGGUGCUGGUGGUGAAUGGAGCGCACCGGGGCUGCAGGGGCACGCUGCUCUCUAUCGACACCGCGCGCUACCAGGCGCAGGUGCGGCUGACGGAGGGGCCGGGUCGCGGGCGGGAGGUUUGGCUGGAGUACGAGGACGUGUGCAAGCUGGACAGCGGUGGCAGCAGCGGGGGUGGCGGCGGCGGUAGCGAUGAUGGGAAACACGGUGGAAGCGGUGGUGGUGCCGGGGCCGGCAGCAGCAGGAGGUGAUGUUGCUAAGGGGCGCUGUGCGGGCGCUGUCGUAGGGUACUCGGCAGCUGCGGCGGUGGCUGGUUGCGGUUGCUAGGGCAGCUGUUGCCUUGCUGGUGUGCAGACACUCCCUCGCACCGCUGGUGUAGGCGUAUGCCGGUAGGCGUGUGCAAGGGAGGUAUGUAUGUGUGGUCCGGCCGCGCUUUCCGACCCAACAAGCUGGCCUACCAGCAAAGAGUGCACACACUACAGCUCAUGCGGUUCUAUGGUGACAUCAUCUUCCGGCAAUCACAGUACGUUCCGCCUCGCGGCCAGUUUUCUUAACACACGCUACAGGUAGACCACACCCGCAUGUUUAGGCUUCCUCCGUGAUGAGGCACACCUGACUCCGUGAUUACGUAUGUACCACAGGAUUGAGGCAUGUAGCAUGCGACUCUGCAUGGGAUAGCUUGGUACUUGGCUGGUUUCAUGCCGGCUGGUGUAAAGCCUGCCAUUGACAGCUGGGGCCAUAGGCUGGUAUCACACCUGUAGUGCUGCUAUGUACCUGGUGAGGUUGGGGUUAGGGGCUGGUUUCAGUCUGCGCCAAAUACGGGCAUCCCGAUGGCUAGUGUAGCGCUAAGGACGGGAGCGGGCGAAAAGGCGCGUGUGCGUUAACAGUACUGGCGAAUGUGUGUAGCUGUAAAGGGGACUUCGCAGCGCAGAAACGAGGGGGC